Molecule: messenger RNA, 1190 nt
Organism: Peromyscus leucopus (white-footed mouse)
Lineage: Eukaryota; Metazoa; Chordata; Mammalia; Rodentia; Cricetidae
Gene: Msmb
Product: microseminoprotein beta
Exons: 4
Coding region: 760-1101 (113 amino acids)
Source: RefSeq, a predicted model, not a curated record
GGGGAGCAGACGGUCACAGAGUGGGGUUGCUGGACGAUAAGGUACUUCAAGUUUCACUGUUCUCGGGAACUCCAUACUGCUUCCAUACAGGAGAUCACUAUUGAACAAUGAGAAGGAAGGCUCGCUUGAGGAAGCAGACAAUAGACUAAACAUAGAGAAUGUUGGGUAGUCUGAGAGAUUUGAGCAUGUGGCUUGUCAAAAGAAACCUAGACUGGAGGGUGCAAACCCAUCCGUACUGUGGAAGGUGGCUCAUGCACUUGUGUGUUCCCACACUGGACCCUAAGGCCACUACCUCCUGUGUCUCAGCUCCCUAGUCAGCCAGGCUGACCUACUGGGCUAACCUUAUGCCUUCCCAAACACAGCCUCAGCAUUGGCUGUUAUGAGUCAUAUUCCUGAGCUCUCCUUUCUUUUUCCAUGAACCAGGAAAGAACAUGAAGGGUGCCUAGUAUCUUCCAGUACAGGAUGAAGGCUUCCAAGAAAAGUUCUUUCCCUCUCUGCUCUCCCACACCAAGGGCAACAGCUUGUCAAGGGUGAGGGAAGGUGAACACAUUGGGGUAGAGGCUUAAUAGAUGAAAAACUCAAAUCGAUAGAAAUCAUAACUUCCUGCUCAGCCCUCUGUAAAUAUUCACUGUGUUCCUGGAACAAAAUCUUUCCAAGAUCUACGUGUGGUCGUUCUACCUGCAUAAAUAGGAAGUCAGCAUUCAUUCUUGCUGAGGCUCUGCUGGAGGUGCCUGCCUGUAAGGAGUCCUGCUUGCCACAAUGAAAGCUCUGCUGGGCAGCCUCCUGUUCCUUGCUACCUUGGUGACAGCAUGCAAUGCGGCCUGCACUCUUCAACAACGCGAAGGUCUUCCAGACCAACCGCCUGAUGGAUGCCUGGAUUCUGCUGGUAUCAAACACCCCAUAGGCGAUGAAUGGAUAGUCGACUGUAAGAAGUGUUCCUGUGAAAAAGCGGGAAUUAAUUGCUGCCCCCAAAUCCCUAUACCCAUGGGCUAUGACCAAGAGAAGUGUAAGAAAAUAUUCCAUCAAGAUAAGUGCAGAUAUACUGUGGUGGAAAAGAACAACGAAGGAAUCGUCUGUCAAGUUAAUAAUUGGAUAUUGUAAAUGUGCUUCUAGUGGGUCCCAAGUUGAGCAACAUUUUAAUAUUUGUAUGAUUUGUAUGAUUUGUAGCCUGGGUGGUGGUGGCCUAUAAU